GAUUGUAUCAUUAUUUUAUUCUGGCGUCCCUUUCAGUUAAUUUUGGUUCUUUCUCUCGAACGUCGCUGGGGCCCUGAGGGACGCUGCGCCGGUCGGCGACGGAGAGCCAAGCAGCUCACGAUCUCCCGCGACUCGCGAAAAAACAAAAAGAAAGACAGCGCCAGCGCAAAAACCAGUUUCGACGGCGACGGAGGCACGGAGGUACCGAACAACGGAGCUCAGGGAGUUGAGAGCGUAGUCCCUCUCGACUUCGGACGGUCACAAGCAACCCGAAACGCUCCAGACAGAACGCUUGUGGGGCAUUUUGUUUUUUUGUUUUUUUCUUUGGCUCGCAUUAUUCUCCAUUCCGAAGCUCGGGAGGGCUUCAGGUGACGACCAUGGGACGACGGACUGAAGAAUCUCGAGCAAGGACCAAAGUUUGAAAAAAGUGGCCAUCGUGGCGUGGAGUGCGACUUGUGCGCGAGUGCGACUUCUGCUGCUGCCGCUGCUGGUGUGGGCUGCCACGUUUGUUGACGUUCGGUGCCUGCCAACAUGGAGCCGAGGGACAGCCAGCAGCGCCAGUCCAGGAAGAGCGGUGGAUCUUUUGCCUGCAACAGCCCAAACUGCACCGGUCUGCUUCUGGGGGCGGUGGCUUCGGUCCUAGUCAUUGGCGGCAUCUUCCUGGCCUUCCACAACUGGGACUACAAUUGGCUCCUCGUAACGGCCAUCGGAUCGCUCCUGGUCCUCAUUGCGGCCGCUGUUCCGUUCUGUAGCCAAGACAGAAGCCAGGGCACUCACGGCAAGCGUGGCGCUCAUGGCAUUCGCAUGUCCGAGAAUGAGACGCUGCCUUCUGCGCCACCCCUGAGCGCAAGUUACUCUGUGAGUCAGCUGUCGCUAAACAUCCUGCCUCCCUUGUACCCUGGCUGCAAUGAACUGCCCCCAACUCCCGAGAGCAGUCCUCCCAACGGUGUUCACGUGAACCACAUCAUGAACAUCAACGGCCAGAGCUACCUGCUGCUGCCCAUUGUGUCGCCCACAACACAGUCCAGCCCAAGCAAUGCCCCGGAAGUGCCAAACCACCGUUUCCCCGUCACGGGGUUGUCCUGCCUGCAAGUCGAGCUGCCUUCCAAGCAAGAACGCCAAGCCGAGCCAAGCCAAGCCGAUGAGGCAAGCCACCGGAUCUCGGAAAAUCCGGCCGUCCCUCCGACGCCGCAGAUGACCCGCGACCUCUUGUGCGAAUCGUCAGUCUCCGACGACACCACGUCUACCAUGCCGACGACAAACAUCUCCACUGUGAACGACCAAUCACGUGCCUUGAUCUCGAACACCGUUUCAAUGACAUCUGAAGAUCGUCACGAUGUGAUAGACGACGUCGAAAAUGGCGAUCCAGAUCCAAGCGACUCUGGCGCCGGCGAGAACCCAGGAGUGUCGGAGAACGACGUCGCCAUCAGCGAUCAACUCCCGCUGAUCAUAAUCGACCCGGAAAGCGACGCGCUUGCCGACGUGGAGAUGGCAGAUCGUGAUCAGAGCGAGACGACUGCGUCUUCCAGCGUCAAUGUGUCGCCGUCUGGGAACGAUACAGAUUUUCUGCUCGCCGUUGAAGGAGAUGCGAGUGAUGCAGACGACGACGACAUCCUUGUCGGAGCGACUCCGCCCCCGAGCUACGAUGAAGUGGCCAAUGAGGGAACUGCGUCCACCGCGGGAUUUGGCGGAGCUGCUUCGUUUGGGACCCUUUGAACGGCGCUUUUGUUUCGUCGCGUUUCACGCCGUGUUGAUCUAUGUGGUGCCGAACAAACUGCUGCUCUGGAAGACAACUCCGCUGGAUACGGAGGAUUGUGUAUGUGCGUGUGUGUGUAUGCUUGUGUGCGAAUGUGAACUGUGCGAGGCGUCGAUGUGAGCCACGGUGUUCCUGCAGUGAUGUUGUGCGUGUUGAAGGAAUCAAGGAUGCGAAGGUUUUAUCGCGACUCUUUUUUGCCAGACGAAGCGUCAGAGAUCUCAAACCGAUCAAAAACGGAGAGGAGACUAAUUCGAGGGAGCGAACGAACACAAAGAAAUCAAAAUUUUACACAAACUCUCGCUCAGCUUAAUGUUUGCAAUCCCUCCAUCACUCAUCCUCAAAUUGCAAGCGGGAGAAGGUCACCUGUGAGAAAAGAACAGCACGCGUGCUCGUUUAGUUUGCGGAACCGAAAUGCAGCGACUGAAAAACAGGUCCUUAGUGUUGCCGCCCAGAGAGAAGUCCGACUCGCGAACAAUGAAGUGCAAUGUUUUUAGUGUUCUAUUUUGCUCGUCGUUCUCAUUACGACACGAGCGCAAGAUCAACACUCGAGCGAAGCGUUCUUGCUUUGUCUCGAACGCCUCUGGGACCAAGCUACGAGGGAAAAUGUGAUCGUAAUGGGCGCUCUCUACGUACGCGUAGCCUCCCCUAACGACUCCUCGAACCCCUAGGAGCAACUCAACCGGUGUUGAAUCCACGUCGCAAAUCAGCGACUGGAAGUCAUUGUUACGUCACCUCGGUCCAAAAGGGUACGAAUGUUGUUGCCCCACGCGUCCGACCGCUGCCAAUGCCACGAUGCGACGGAACCAAUCGAACAGCCCUCUUCGCUUUUGUGCAUUCGCUAUCGCCGACGAAACCAAUCGCGCGCCGCGAUCCUGCACUUUUUUUUGCGUGAUUGGGUCUAGCCGGCGACGGCAAACUUGCAAAGACGACCUGGAUCGUAGCGCCAUCUGCGGUCGGACUUGGAAGUGAAACGGGGCACCACGGAGCGCUUAUUAAAGCGACUCGGCAUUUGUGAUCACAACACGCGCGCCGAGUUUACAACUACCCAUUCCUACAGCUUAUAACUGCCUUGACCUGGACUCUCAUAUAGUCGCGAGUCUUAAGCCGUAUUUAUUGAAACGCUCCAGGAGCUAGUACUAACGCAAGAGCGUGGAGAAGCGACGGGCUCGUAAGGGUAUUUUUGUUUAUAGGACGAAAGAGAUGUUUGCAGAGGAGGGUGAAUAACUACCAGUCUUCCAUGACUCUGUGUGAACCCCAGGUAUUCACUCUAUAGAUACAUAUAUACACUAUAUACGUGGAUGUACACAUACAUGGGUCCAAUGGCACCUACAGGGGCAGUCCGGUUGGGAGUGACUAUUUCACUGAAUUGUGCACACAAAGAACAGGGUCCAAUUCAGUACAGGGGAUUUCUCAAUGCGUUGUUUUAAAGAAAAUAAAUCAAUUUUUUCAGUGAAA
Messenger RNA from Ixodes scapularis (black-legged tick), 3211 nucleotides. RefSeq lists its product as uncharacterized. Lineage: Eukaryota; Metazoa; Arthropoda; Arachnida; Ixodida; Ixodidae. The transcript has 4 exons. The coding region runs from base 532 to 1716 and encodes 394 amino acids. The record is from RefSeq and is a predicted model, not a curated record.